GUUUCCAGUAAUGGGAACGAUUACUUGAUCCAGCCAGUUUUUGAAGAUCUGGGAAAACUUAUGCAUUUUAAUGGCAAAAUUUUACCAGUUUCCAUAAAACAACCACAGAAAAACCCGUAACCUGUUUUUGGUACCUGGAGGCAUCACCUCUGAUGAUGAAUAUUGUUUUAUUUUGGAAUUAAGUGUGUGUGUUCUUCGGGAACGAGAUGUAUCUUGCUCUUCUGGUGAUUUUCUUGCAGUGUUCAGAACUUUACACUCAGGACAGAGUUUUUACUUUCAAUACAGUUGAAAUCAAUGUUCAGCCAUCUGUCAAAGUCAAGAAUGGAGCUCCUAUGUCAAUUAUCUGCCAUGCUGAUAUUAGCAAGAGUGCUGAUUUCCAGCUGCAGCAUAACUUUACAAUUUUUAAGGAUGGCAAGCUUGUGUUCAUGACUGUAUCAAACAAAGAUGAUGCUCGAUAUGAAGUACCUAUGGCUAGAUCUUCAGAUACAGGAGAGUAUGAAUGUACUGUGGAAGCAGGUGGGAAGACAAAAUCAAGUAACUCCUUACAUGUCUGGGUAACAGGAAUGACCAAGCCAAUCCUGACUGCUGAGAAAAAAGAGGUUUUAGAGGGUGAAGUUGUGAAAUUACGUUGUGAGCUGCCAGAAGAAGUUCCUCCUUUAUACUUCUAUUUCCGAAAGAUAAAGAUGAAUUCAACACCUAAAGAAAAAUACGUCUUUGAAGCAUACAAAAAUUACUCUGAAGUGGAAUUUUCUGUUGAAGAAGGAGAUAAUAUUUUGCAAUUUGAUUGCUUUGGUAAGAGACAUGUACAACGUGAAUUUGACACCUCAGAACACAGCAACAAAACACUUGUUACAGUCAGGGAACCAUUUAUAAAGCCUGCUCUGAGUGUCAGGCCCUCACAUAAUAUUACAGAAGGAGACAGAAUACAGCUUGAGUGCUCAACUGUGGUAGCCCGAAUGCGUGACAUCGAAAUCAUACUCCAGAAAAACAAAACAAUACUGAAGAGUGUACGAGAUGAGAAAGUUUUGAAGUACUCUACAGUAGCUACUCUGGAGGACAGUGGUGAAUACCUGUGUAAGGUGGAGCAAGGGAGAGCAUCUAAGUCCACCAAAGUGAAUGUUGUUGUGUCAGAGUUAUUCCCCAAGCCAACAUUGUCUGCUUCUAUGAAUAAGCUGGAUGAAAACAGAGAGUUAACUCUGAGCUGCAGCAUUAGUAGCUUUCAGAAAGCCAACUUCUCUGUGCUGCGGAGGAAUUCAAAUGGAGAUGUCUUGUUGGAAACUUCUAGAAACUUAACAAUGAGAGUUAGUGUGAAUGAUACUGGAUCCUACAUCUGUAAAGCUGAAGUAAAAGGAAUAGUCAAGGAGAGCAAACCUGUAAGGAUAAAUGUUUAUGCACCAGUCUCCAAGCCAACUCUUUCUGUUGUCAAUGGUUUACCAGAGGUGGUGUUAGGGAAGCCUCUGCAGUUAAUCUGUCGUUCAGCCAGGGGAACACCACCAAUAACAUUCAAGUUCUACAAGGGAAAUGUGACUAAGGAAAUAGUCAUUAAUGAUACAUAUGCUACAUUCUUGGAUGAAAAUGUUGGACAAAACGGCAAAAAGGGAUACAAAUGUGAUGCUAGAAAUAAUCACUCCAGUGGUGUGAAAACCAGCAAUAUUCUAAACGUCACAGUAGUAGUGCCGAUCAGGAAUGCCAGCCUGGGCAGUGUUCCGUAUGGAGAAGUGGAGGAAGGCAGUGAGACUGCUUUCCUCUGCUCUGUGAAAGAAGGAUCUUGGCCAAUCCACUUCAGGAUUUUUAGAAAAGCUGAUCGUGAUGUGCUUGUAUUUGAGCAAAGUGAACACGCUGACAGAGUCAUGUGGCGCAAGGUCACGAUGAGCAGGCAGGACACUGGGACAUACUACUGCAUGGCUUCUAAUCGAGCUAAUGUGGAUGUGAAAAGCCAUCCAAUAACCAUCAAUGUCAUUUUAGCAUCUUGGAGGAAAGGAAUCAUUGUUGCGUUUGUCCUAAUACCCAUCGCAGGAGCCGUGACUCUCGCUUUAUGGUGGUUUUUGUGUAAGAAGAAAAAGGCUAAAGGACCAUCCAUGGAGAUGUCUGGUCCUGCCUUGGCUACUAACUCAACAAGUGAAAAACUGACAAGACAGCAUGAUGAUGGAGACUACUAUUCAGGACCUGACCUUGAGAAUGCUGAGGUGGAGUACACUGAAGUUGAAGUAUCAACGCUUGAUCCUCACAAAGCUCCUGUACAGAAGGGGACUGAAACAGUUUAUAGUGAAAUCAGAAAAGCUAAUAAUGGCUGUGUGAUUGCAAGGUGGGAAAGUAUAAAUGCAGUGGAGAAUCCCUAGGAAAUAGAUCUAACUUCUUCAGUACUUUCAUAUAUAUUAAUAGUAUACAAGAGCAUCGUGAUGCUACUUAGAACUGUCAUCUCAAAGAUCAGCUGGGAGAAGAAAACAAGCCAAGAUGGAAAUUGUUGUGAAUGAUUCAAAAGCUCUGCAGCACUUAUUUAUGAGUUUACCAGGCUCUUCUUUUCAGAGUUGAUUUCCUUAGAGGGAACAAUAGAGAUGUCCCUAAAGCCUUUAAUGGAAAAAAUGACAAAUAAAAGUUCUAACAGGAAAGUGGCUCUAGAAACCACUGACCUAGGUUCUCAUCUUUAAUUUCUCCUGCUAAUGCGAUUUUUUCUUUCUAGCCUCCAAUUCGUCAUGCUCUGAGGAAAUAAAAGGGGAAACUACAUCUGAGGAAGUACCUUUACGGUGCAGUAACUACUGUGAUACCAGUAGGAUGUAGAAAUGUUUAAACUUGCUUUAAACCAGCUAACUUGGUUAUCAGUAGCACCCUACUGUGGCAGAACAGAGCUCAGCACAGCUUGCCCAACCAUGUAUGUACUUGCUGAACUCCCUGUGCUGCAGCAGCAGGACUGCUGGACCAGUCUUGCAUGUAACACUGCCAUGAGGGCCUAAUGGAAGAGCGAGCUCUGGGCUCUCUUAAAACUUGAAUAACUGUUCAGAGGUUCAGUACUUCAGCAAAUGCUUCUCUCAGUAGAGGCACAAAUAUUCUUCAUUCUUCACUAAAUUGCUUUUCCCCUUUAGACAUUCUGAUGCUUGUUGGUUGGUCUGUGUGAUGGGCCUUUGAGGAAUGAUUACCCAUCACAGUUAUUUUGGGUGACACAAAGUAUCAGUCUUCAGAUGGGUGGAUGUGCUACCCCCAGGUCAGUGAGUUUGUACCUGAAAAUCCUGUUAUGUGUAAUCCCUAUUCCUUUGUAGGGCAGAUUUGAAGUCAUAUUUGUGUCCAGUUUGUCCAGUAUGAAACUCCAUACCUAUCCUUUUUCUGUAGGGUAUGAUAAAACCACUAACAUGGAUCCAGUUUGGACCUGGAUCUAAUCUUUGCAGGCUGUGUUUAUCUCAGUUGCUUUAGUUUACAAAAAGAAUACAGAACAAAACUGAAAAAGUACUGUCCCCAACCCCUUAACCAGCUGGUCUUUGACAUUACAAUUGCUCUCCUUUUCUUACUGCUGAUUAAUUCACUACAAGAUCUGGGCCACAGGUAAGAAGGUUCUCAUUUUAAUUAGAAAAUAGUGAAAGAGAGGACGUGGAUUUGUGUAUACUUACAUAGUUACUGCUUUCAGCAUUGCAUCAAAGGUGCAGAACCAGCAAGAAAUACAAAAGGGUUCUAUAUCCUCAUUUCAAACGUUUAAAUUCUCAAGCUCCAGUUACUGGCUAAUAUCUCUAAUUUAUUGUUCCUAUGCAAAUACUGUUUGUAUCAUAAGCCUUUGACAAAUGACUGACUCUUCUGUUGACAAAUGUUCUUUCCGUCAUCCCAUGAGUGUCCAUACAAAAUGCAUUAGUAUAAGGAAUGUGAAAAGGUAUUUUAAUAAAGAAAACUUUGAAUUGAA
Molecule: messenger RNA, 3883 nt
Organism: Melopsittacus undulatus (budgerigar)
Lineage: Eukaryota; Metazoa; Chordata; Aves; Psittaciformes; Psittaculidae
Gene: PECAM1
Product: platelet and endothelial cell adhesion molecule 1
Exons: 15
Coding region: 207-2339 (710 amino acids)
Biological process (GO): cell surface receptor signaling pathway
Cellular component (GO): plasma membrane
Molecular function (GO): transmembrane signaling receptor activity
Source: RefSeq, a predicted model, not a curated record